AUGGAGGAGCAAAUGGCACCGGCGCCGGCGCCGGCGGCGGGGACGGAAGCGGUUGGGUCCGGCCGCCGCAAGAAGUGGCGGGACGAGUCCGGGAGCCUGUGGCGCAUCGCCGGGCCUGUGAUCCUGACGGAGAUCUGCCAGUUCCUCAUCGGGUUCGUCACCGCGGCCUUCGUCGGGCACGUCGGCAAGGUCGAGCUCGCCGCCGUCUCCGUCGUCAAUGGCGUCGUCGAGGGCCUCGCCUUCGGCCUCCUGCUUGGCAUGGGGAGCGCGCUGGAGACGCUGUGCGGGCAGGCGGUGGGGGCAGGGCAGGUCCGGAUGCUGGGCGUCUACGUGCAGCGCUCGUGGGUGAUCUGCCUCGCCACGUCGCUCGCCCUGCUCCCGCUCUACCUCCUCACGUCCCCGGCGCUGCGGCUGCUCCGGCAGUCGGCGGCCAUCUCGUCGGUGGCCGGGCGGUACGCGCGGUGGUGCGUGCCGCAGCUGUUCGCGUACGCCGUCAACUUCCCCAUCCAGAAGUUCUACCAGGCGCAGAGCCGGGUGUGGGUCGUGACGGCCAUCUCCGCCGCCACGCUCGCCGCGCACGCGCUGCUCAACUGGCUCGUCGUCGCUAGGCUCGGCCACGGCGUCGUCGGCGCGGCGCUCGUCGGCGACGUGUCCUGGUGGCUGCUCAUCGCGGCGCAGCUCGCGUACCUCGUCGGCGGGUCGUUCCCCGAGGCAUGGACCGGGUUCUCGACGAAAGCGUUCGCCAACCUCGGCGGCUUCGUCAAGCUCUCCCUCGCGUCCGCCGUUAUGCUGUGCUUGGAGAUGUGGUAUUACACAGCAGUGCUCAUUCUGGUGGGUUGCCUGAAGAACCCAGAGAUUCAAGUCGGGGCGAUUUCCAUAUGCAUGAACUAUCAGCUUUGGACACUGAUGGUUGCGGUAGGCUUUAACGCUGCAGUGAGCGUUCGCGUGGCGAAUGAGCUUGGCGCGAACCGCCCCAGGGCAGCCAGGCUCUCGGUCGUCGUCGCCGUGGCCACGUCGGCCGCCGUCGGCCUGCUCUUCACCCUGCUCGCUCUCGCGGCGAGGAAGCAGAUGCCGAGGCUUUUCACGGGCGACGGCGUGCUCGUCGGGGAGACUGCGAAACUGGGGUAUCUCCUGGCGGCCACCAUAUUCCUCAACAGCAUCCAGCCUGUGCUAUCAGGCGUGGCGAUUGGGGCUGGAUGGCAGUCCUCUGUCGCCUUUGUAAACAUUGGCUGCUACUAUCUCGUCGGUCUGCCCAUUGCAGCUGUUUUUGGCUUCAGGCUGAGAUUUAAUGCAACAGGGAUCUGGGUGGGGAUGCUGAUCGGGACAAUCCUGCAGACUGCUAUUCUGCUUGUGAUCCUCUUCAGAACCAAAUGGCAGAAAGAGGCCAUGCUAGCAGAGGAGCGGAUAAUGAUCUGGGGAGGAGGUGUUGAGCUGCCAACCAUUCAGGAAGGAAGUUGA
Oryza brachyantha (malo sina) is the source of this 1458-nucleotide messenger RNA. RefSeq names its product protein DETOXIFICATION 33-like. Gene Ontology annotation, cellular component: membrane. Gene Ontology annotation, biological process: xenobiotic detoxification by transmembrane export across the plasma membrane. The coding region runs from base 1 to 1458 and encodes 485 amino acids. The transcript has 8 exons. Gene Ontology annotation, molecular function: xenobiotic transmembrane transporter activity; antiporter activity. The record is from RefSeq and is a predicted model, not a curated record. NCBI's taxonomy places the organism in Eukaryota, Viridiplantae, Streptophyta, Magnoliopsida, Poales, Poaceae.